Messenger RNA from Hansenula ciferrii, 1518 nucleotides. RefSeq names its product putative transporter. Lineage: Eukaryota; Fungi; Ascomycota; Saccharomycetes; Phaffomycetales; Wickerhamomycetaceae. Bases 1 to 1518 code for a protein of 505 amino acids. Gene Ontology annotation, biological process: transmembrane transport. The record is from RefSeq and is a predicted model, not a curated record. Gene Ontology annotation, molecular function: transmembrane transporter activity. Gene Ontology annotation, cellular component: membrane. The transcript has a single exon.
AUGACAGAAAUUGAUUCUAAAUUGAAUUCCAAAAUUGAAAUAUCAUCCAUUGAUGAUAAUGAUCAAUCAAGUACAUCUUUCAAUAAGGUUAAAAAAGCUGUUGAACAAGAUGGGUUUUAUACAUAUGAAGAAGAAAAAAGAUUACUUCGUAAGAUUGAUUUAAGAUUAAUGCCAUUAUUAAUUUUACUUUAUCUUUGUAAAAAUCUUGAUGUCAAUAAUAUUAGUUACAUCAUAACCAUGAAUAAAGAUACUGGGCAUAAUGUCUUAAAGCAAUUAAAUAUGACUAGAGAUGAUUGGGCUUGGACAAGUACCAUAUAUUAUAUUCCAUUUAUAUUAUUUGAAAUUCCUUCAACAAUUUUAAUGAAAAAAACUUCACCAAGAGUUCAUCAAUUUAGAAUUUCAUUUUUAUGGGGGAUUGCAACAAUUUGUCAUGCAGCUGUUAAAAAUAAACAAGGUUUAUAUGGUUUAAGAUUUGCAUUAGGAUUAUUUGAAGCAGGUCAAUUUCCUGGAUCUUUAUUACACCUUUGUUAUUUUUAUAGACCUGAUGAAGUUACAACAAGAAUGGCAUUUCUAGGUGUUUUAGGUUCUUUUUCAAGUAUUUUAACAGCUUUCAUUACUUAUGGUUUUAGUUUUACAUCUGGUAAUGUUGGUAAUUUAUCAGGAUGGCAAUGGGUUUAUAUUUCAGAGGGGGCUUUCACAAUAAUUUCUUCAAUUAUAAUCUUAUAUUAUUUACCAAAUUAUCCAGAUUCUGUUAAUUGGUUAACUGAAGAGGAAAAAUCAUAUAUUAUUGCAAGAUUACCUCCACAAUCACCAAAAUCAACAGAUGAAGAUUUUAAAUUUAAAGAUUUAAUUGAAUCAUUAAAAUCAAAAAUUUUGUGGGGGUUUUCAGGUGUUAAAGUUUUCCAAAUUUUAGGUACAUAUGGUUUAUCAUUUUGGUUACCAUCAAUUAUUCAAGAUUUUGGAUUAAGUGACCCGGCAAAAGCACCAUUAUUAAGUAUUCCAUCUGCAACUGCAUCUGUUAUAUCUGGGAUUUAUUUUUCAUAUCUUGUUGAUAGAUCAUAUUUCCCACCAGGAUUAUUAUGUUUUGUUUCAUUAAUUGUUUCAUUAAUUGCAUUUAUUAUUUUAACUACGGUUCAAAUUAAAGGUGUAUUAUAUGCAUUUAUUAUAUUUGCAACAUGCUCAAGUGCAGCUGAUGGAUCAGUUUUAACUUCAUGGUUAGGACAAUCAAUGGAAGGAAGUUCUAAAGUUGGAUUUGCAUUUUCAUUUGCAAAUUCUAUUGCACAAUUAGGAGGUAUUUUAGGUGCACAAAUCUUCAGAUCAAAAUAUGCACCAAGAUAUACAAUUCCAUAUGCAAUUUGUUUAUCAUUUAUUGGUGUUGCUGCAAUACUUGUAAUAUAUCUUUGGUAUAUAACAAGAGAUACAACAAAUAAGUUUAUGAGAGAAAGAAGACAAAGAUUGAAGCAACGUAAUGCUAAUCUUCAAGCAAAACCUAUAUAUAAUCAUUCAGAAUUUCAAUAA